This is a messenger RNA of Pelodiscus sinensis (Chinese soft-shelled turtle), 2849 nucleotides long. It is a transcript of the gene SNRNP25, whose product is annotated as small nuclear ribonucleoprotein U11/U12 subunit 25. NCBI's taxonomy places the organism in Eukaryota, Metazoa, Chordata, Testudines, Trionychidae. The record is from RefSeq and is a predicted model, not a curated record. Gene Ontology annotation, biological process: mRNA splicing, via spliceosome. Gene Ontology annotation, cellular component: U12-type spliceosomal complex.
GGAAGUCCCGCCCUGCCGGCGGCGAUGGCGGAGUCGGGCCCCGAGGAGGAGGAGCUGGCGCACGCCGAGGUGCUCGAGCUCUUCCAGGAGGGGCUGGCCCGGCUCGUGCAGGACCCGCUGCUCUGCGACCUGCCCGUGCAGGGCACGGUGGAGGAAAUCAAUUCGCAGAUCGCGCUGGAGUACGGCCAGGCCAUGACUGUGCGCGUGUGCAAGGCGGAUGAAGAAGUGAUGCCUGUGGUAGUGGUACAGAAUGCCAGCGUCCUGGACCUGAAGAAGGCCAUCCAGCGAUACGUGCAGCUGAAGCAAGAGCGGGAAGGAGGCAGACAGCACAUUAGCUGGACCUAUGUAUGGAGAACAUAUCACUUAAGCUUUGCUGGAGAGAAAAUGACAGAUGACAAAAAGAAGUUGAGAGAGUAUGGAAUCAGAAAUCGGGAUGAAGUCUGCUUUAUAAAGAAGCUGCGAAAGUGACCUGUAAGAGGGCAGCAAGGCAUCAAGUCCUUCUGGGCUGUGCUCCUCUCAUCGUAAGCCUGGUUUUGCAUCAUCCAGACAGGUCUUCACCAGGAACAACCAUGGAUGUGAUGUAGGUUUUUAGCUCUACUCCAGAAAAUGGCAGGAGGAAGAGGCUUUGGCCCUUUGCACUGCCCUACCCCUCGCCAUGCCAGAUCAGCGCUGGCCAGCAAAUGUGUCACAUAUAGGUUCACACUCUAACACCAAGAGGAACACAGGAACUGCCCCACUGCUCUCCCUUGGCUUUGCCAAGCUCCUGUAACAGACACACUGCCGUUUGAAUCAUGCACUCCCAAAGACUUCCCUUUGGAAAAUGUUUUCUCCAAACAGGCUUCCUGAAUUGCUGCAGAUAAAAAUCCUGGUAACUGCUGAGGUUAGCUGUGUGCCAAACGAUCACAUUUACUUUACACUGACUUGUAGAAGAGACAGCUCCGGGUUCCCAAGUGCCAGAAGUUGUGCGUGCACCAGUGCCAUUGGUGAGCAGUGCGUGCGUGCACACUAGGGAUGUUAAUUAUCAGUUACCAGUAACUGAAUAGUCAAUUAACCUCAUAAAUUCCUAUCGGUUAUUCGACUAUUCCCUGAGGGAUGAGGCCGGCAGAUAUUGCGCUCUGGUCUCACUCCCAAGGAGCCCCCUGCCAUGCAGCACUGCUGCCUCUGUAUCAGAGGCAGCAGCAGCAUGGUAUGCCAGGCAGAAGCUGGUCCACGACGGGAGUUGGUUGAAAAAACAGCUCCCCUCACAGACUGGCUGCCUAUUGCCCUCUGCUGCUGCCUCUGAUAUAGAGGCAGCAGCGUGGGGUGGCAGCAGUCCCUGUAUUGGAGGAGGGUCUGGGCUCCUAGCCCUGAUCCAGGCUGCCUGCCCGCCCAGCUCCUAACACAUUUUAAAUGCAGAGCCACAGCAAGGUAGGUCCCAGACCCGUCACAAGCCAGGACUGAGCCAGUCUGCUAGCCAACCCACGACCAAAAAAGGUUCCCCAGCCCUGCUCUAAGGUGCCACAGAACUACUCAUAGUUUUAAAAUGCUGCAAGUUUGUUGAGCACUGAGUUUGUCAUUCAGGGAGAAUGCUCGCUGGGGGGGAACAAGAGCCUUCAAAUGCCUCCUGAACAGACUCUGCUUACAUUAGCAAUGUCCACAGGCAUGCAGUCCCCAUGAUCCGUAAUAAAGUACUCGAAAGAAGCUGUAUCAAUGCACGUAUUAAUAAGUUACAAUGGUAAUGGAAUACCAUCUGUUCCAAGGGAGGAUGUCAAACAGCAUCUAUGACCUUUCACGAACUUUAAAUCAGCAAGAGCAGACAACUUGCGCUCAAGACUUUUAAAAGAAAUGGCCACAGAGCUCUCGGCCAUUAGUGCUGACUUUUAACACAUCUUGGACACUGGGGGAGUUACAGAGGACUGCAAGAAAGUUCAUAUUUAAUAGGGGUAAGUGGGAUGAGCGGGGUAGCUAUGGGCUGGUUAGCCUGAUACUGUGGGCAACAUCAUGUCAUUGCUGAUACAGGACAUAAAUCUGUGAAGAACUGUUGCAUAAUUAAAGCCAAUCAUAUUCCUUUUAUGGAAGCAAGAGCUUGUCACUCAAACUUGAUAUUUUUUUUAUAUAGUUUUGGUAAUUGACUAUGGCAAUUGUGUCAACAGACUUCUGUAAAGGACUUCACUUUCCAUGUGCCCCACAAUAUAUAAGCACGAUACCAAAUCAAUGAUGCACAUUAAAUAGCCUAAUUAAAACCUGGCUACUGGAUAGACUGUUAAUGAGGAAUGACAAAGUAAGAGGUGCUGCUAGUGGGAUCUGACUGUGAUUGGUUCUUGGCCCAAUAUUACUCAAUAUCUUUAUCAAUGAUAUAGAAGAAUUGGCUUUAUAUACCCUUGGUGGUACAAUUUGCAAGAGGGCAUAAAAACGGGUGGAGUGGUAAUAUUGAUAAGGACAACUCACAGAGUGAAUAAACUGGAUCACUUAGUAAACUCACUGCAAUUAAUCAAUACACACUUUAAUAUAGACAAAUACAAGCUUGUACACCCAUGAACAAAAAAUAUAGGCUGUGCUUGGGUGGGGGAGACUAUAUCCUGUAAAACAAUGAAGGGUUCAUGAAGAUGAGAUCAUGAGACAUGAACAUGAGGACCAGCGUGAUGCUGUGGCCAGAAGGGCUAAUUCAAUCUUUGGACAUAUAAAGAGGGGAAUGUAAAGAAAGAAUAAGGCAGCGUUACACCCGGAAACAGUAUUAGUAUUAAUGUGAUUUCUCCUUUUCAUAUGUGUUCAUUUUUUUAAUUGUAUCCUUUGGUAUAUAUGGUUGUGACUAUUUUCUUCCACUAUUUGAUCUGAGGAAGUGGGUCUGGCCCACGAAAGCUCAUCAUCUA